GUCGCAAGGGCAGGCGGGCUGGUGGCGCCCAAAGCCCGGCUCUGGCGAAUGCGCUUCCGUAGCCAACGCUUUGUUAAUGCUCCCCCUCAGCGAGUGGAUGUCCCUGCUCCAGCUCGCAUGGCGACCCGGGCCAAAGUGACACGGCUUGGCCAUGCCAUGGCACUAACUGAAACUUUCAGAGUUUCACCGUGGGUAACAGCGGAUAUUUCUAAUACUUUCGUCAAGUCAACCUUUGAAAUUGCCUACUAAUCAGGAGUGAAGAAGUACAGAGAAGAAUGCAUAAAGCACAGUCUCAUAAAGAUAAAAACAUAUCCCCUAGGGUAUGGUUCUAGGACACCCACUUUCCGGGGAUACCAAACUUCCCAGAUGCUCAUUCACAUAUACAAGGUACAAAUGAUGGAAAAUGUGCACCUGGCACCAGAAACAGAUGAAGACGAUCUUUAUUCUGGUUUUAAUGACUACAAUCCAGCCUAUGAUACUGAGGAGUUGGAGAAUGACACAGGUUUUCAGCAAGCGGUGAGAACCAGUCAUGGCAGAAGACCUCCAGUAACUGCUAAAAUACCAAGCACAGCAGUCAGCAGACCCAUAGCCACUGGAUACGGGUCUAAGACAUCCCUGAUAUCAUCAAUGGGAAGACCAAUGACAGGGACUAUCCAGGAUGGAGUUGCUCGACCCAUGACAGCAGUGAGAGCAGCUGGCUUUUCCAAGGCAGCUUUGCGAGGCUCUGCGUUUGACCCCCUCGGCCAGUCCAGGGGCCCUGCUCCUCCUUUGGAAGCCAAAAACGAAGAUAGUCCAGAGGAAAAGAUCAGACAGUUGGAGAAGAAAGUAAACGAAUUGGUAGAAGAAAGCUGUAUUGCCAACAGCUGUGGAGACUUAAAGCUGGCCUUAGAAAAGGCAAAAGAUGCAGGAAGAAAAGAGAGAGUCCUGGUGAGACAGCGAGAGCAAGUUACGACUCCAGAAAAUAUCAACUUGGACUUAACGUACUCCGUUCUCUUCCACUUGGCCAGUCAGUAUUCAGCUAAUGAAAUGUAUGCAGAAGCACUAAACACAUACCAAGUUAUAGUGAAAAAUAAGAUGUUUAGCAAUGCAGGGAGACUGAAAGUGAAUAUGGGAAAUAUUUAUUUAAAGCAGAGGAAUUAUUCCAAAGCCAUUAAGUUCUACCGAAUGGCCUUAGAUCAGAUUCCAAGUGUCCAUAAAGAAAUGAGGAUUAAAAUAAUGCAGAACAUUGGAAUUACAUUUAUAAAAACUGGUCAAUAUUCAGAUGCCAUUAACUCAUUUGAGCACAUCAUGAGUAUGGCCCCAAAUCUGAAGGCAGGCUUCAACCUCAUUCUCAGUUGUUUUGCCAUUGGAGAUCGAGAGAAAAUGAAGAAGGCAUUCCAGAAAUUAAUUGCUGUUCCGUUAGAAAUUGAUGAAGAUGAUAAAUAUAUCUCCCCAAGUGAUGAUCCCCAUACUAACUUACUGAUUGAGGCUAUAAAAAAUGACCAUCUCAGGCAGAUGGAACGUGAAAGAAAAGCCAUGGCAGAAAAAUACAUCAUGACAGCUGCAAAACUCAUCGCUCCUGUGAUCGAAGCAUCCUUUGCUGUGGGUUACAACUGGUGUGUGGAAGUGGUGAAGGCUUCUCAGUACGUGGAGCUGGCCAACGAUCUGGAGAUUAACAAAGCAAUUACAUACUUGAGACAAAAGGACUUUAACCAAGCUGUAGACACCUUGAAAAUGUUUGAAAAGAAGGACAGUAGAGUGAAAAGUGCAGCUGCAACCAACCUCUCCUUCCUGUAUUACCUGGAAAAUGAAUUUGCCCAGGCCAGCAGCUAUGCAGACUUAGCUGUGAACUCGGAUAGAUACAACCCAUCAGCUCUCACUAAUAAAGGGAACACGGUUUUUGCACAUGGUGAUUAUGAGAAGGCAGCUGAAUUCUAUAAAGAGGCCCUAAGAAAUGAUUCUUCUUGUACUGAAGCACUUUACAACAUUGGCCUCACCUAUAAGAAGCUAAACCGUCUGGAUGAAGCCUUGGACUCCUUCCUGAAACUGCAUGCAAUCCUUCGGAACAGUGCUCAAGUUCUUUGCCAGAUAGCAAAUGUAUACGAGCUAAUGGAAGAUCCCAAUCAAGCCAUUGAGUGGCUGAUGCAGUUGAUCAGCGUGGUGCCGACUGACUCCCAGGCUCUGUCUAAACUGGGAGAACUGUACGACAGUGAGGGGGACAAGUCCCAAGCGUUCCAGUAUUACUACGAGUCAUACAGGUAUUUCCCUUCUAAUAUUGAGGUCAUUGAGUGGCUUGGAGCUUAUUACAUUGAUACCCAGUUCUGUGAAAAAGCUAUUCAGUACUUUGAAAGAGCAUCUCUUAUACAACCCACACAAGUGAAAUGGCAGCUGAUGGUAGCUAGCUGUUUUAGAAGAAGCGGUAACUACCAAAAGGCAUUAGAUACUUACAAAGAGAUCCACAGGAAAUUUCCAGAGAAUGUUGAAUGUUUGCGUUUCUUGGUUCGUCUCUGCACAGAUAUUGGAUUAAAAGAAGUUCAAGAAUAUGCCACGAAACUCAAGAGGUUGGAAAAAAUGAAAGAAAUGAGGGAACAGCGCAUAAAAUCGGGCAGAGACAGCGGCGGAGGCUCUCGCAGCAAACGAGAGGGGAGCUCUGGCAGUGACAGUGGCCAGAACAAUAGUGCCAGUAGUAAAAGUGAACGACUGAGUGCCAAGCUCAGAGCUUUGCCUGGGACAGAUGAACCUUAUGAAAGUAGCGGUAACAAAGAAAUAGAUGCCUCCUAUGUGGAUCCACUGGGCCCUCAAAUAGAAAGACCAAAAACUGCAGCCAAAAAGAGAAUCGACGAGGAUGAUUUUGCUGAUGAAGAGUUAGGAGAUGACUUGCUUCCAGAAUAAUACAAACUUUAAUACUGUGUGUGUGUGUGUGUGUGUGUGUGUGUGUGUGUGUGUACAUGUCUGUAAGACAGAAGACAGCCUUGGAUGCUGUUCCCCAGGCACCGUCCAUCCACCAUUUUUGUGACAGGGUCCCUAUCUGGCCUGAACAUGCCGUGUGGGCAGUGGCCAGCAACCUCCAGGGAUCUGCCCGUCUCCACUCCCUCUUCCCUGGUGCUGUGGUUAUAAGCACUUGCCACCGCACCCAGCUUUCUGUAAAGGGGCUCUGGGGUCUGAACUCAGGUCCUCCAGCUUGUGUGGCAAGCAUUCCCAACUGUGCUCUCUCCCUGUCCCAGUAAGUCAUUGACUGAAGGGAAGAAAUUGCCUUAUAAGAUAAUGCUCUUGUUAAACCUGAGAUCAGAUGUCCAAACUUUAAUUUUGUACACUGUUGAAACUUUAAAUAGUGUAUUCUGUUCUCUGAAGAUGGAUCUGUGCUGUCAUUUUUAUGGAAUAAAACCCAUGAAGCUACUCUA
Molecule: messenger RNA, 3380 nt
Organism: Peromyscus eremicus (cactus mouse)
Lineage: Eukaryota; Metazoa; Chordata; Mammalia; Rodentia; Cricetidae
Gene: Ift88
Product: intraflagellar transport 88
Exons: 26
Coding region: 367-2871 (834 amino acids)
Biological process (GO): non-motile cilium assembly; kidney development; inner ear receptor cell stereocilium organization
Cellular component (GO): ciliary basal body; ciliary base; non-motile cilium
Molecular function (GO): kinesin binding
Source: RefSeq, a predicted model, not a curated record